AGUACGCGCGCGCGCCCCUCGUCGGCCGCUCAUGAUGAAUUAGAAAUUUUCUAUAUCUCCUUGCUCGCAGAUUUUGGUAAAUAUUUUCGAUGUACUCCACAUUUUAGUCCCUUUGUUUGGUGUUUUGUGAUUAAUGUUUUUAUUGUCUAUGGUUUUUGUAGAGCCCAUCCGUAGAGUCCUGUACCGGCCAGAAAUGGUUCCAUAAAUAAAAUUCAUUUCAAAUAGAGAACUUAUUAGUGGCCAGUGUCGUGUGUGACGUUCUAUUUUCGAAAACUUUAUUCGUGAACAUAAACGAUCAGUGUUUUUUUAUUAAGCAAAGGUGUUAGUGUCCCAUGAUAUUAAAUUUGGAAGAAAAUGGGGAAAAAGAAGAAAAAUAACUCGAAUAAAGCGGGUAACAGGUUCUUCCGUUGGAUAAGGAGCGACCUCCCCGAUGCUGAAGACAAGAAGUCGCCGGUUCUACUCUUAGGAGUGAACAAGAUCUCCGACUCGCCUUUCGUCAGGAGACGGUCCGUCGAACCUCACAGUUCAGGGUCGAUUAGAUUCUUCAGACCACCCAAAUCCAAAUACACCAGAGGGCACCACGGAGAUGAACGCUUGGAGAAGAUCAGGAAAGAUCUUCUCGUUCACAAAAGCAAGCCGGACAAGUACAUUCCAAAAGCGGAGCACGACGUGUCAUUAGAACCAGAAGAAAAAUGUCUCAGGCUAAACUGCGUUGGCAACUGUAUUUGUGAUCGAAAGAGAAGUUCAAACAGAGGCUCCUUUUCUUUUCACGCAGCGGAGAGACAGUCUUCCAGUUCGGAAAGAUACGGCUGUCCCGAGGAAAGGAAGGACUUGUCCGAAAACGAUAUCGAAUUCAAAUACACAGAACACAUUCCAAAUUCUCAACCUUCGAGCAGUAAGCAGAGCUCGUAUGAUGUAACGCCGAAGUCUACUGAGAGACGGCACUUCUUAUUAGCAAACCUUAACGAGCGAUUUAGAAAGACCCUCAGCUUAGACUCUCGCAAGGUUGGCAACAAUAGAGUUCUCACUCUACCGCAGGAAAACCGCCCCAAAUCUUUGGUGAACACGAGCAACAUUUGCGUGCAGCAAUACAAAUCCGAUCUCCAAGCAAAUUUUAGUAAAUCUAGCCAACCUAAGAAGAAACGGAAAUCUUUUUUCUCGCUAGAAACGUUCUUUGACUCCAAGAAGUCUGACACUUCGUCUAUAGACGAUUACUGUUCUUCGAAGUACAAGAGGUUUGAAUUGGAAAGCGACGAUUCACCUUUAUUCAGACGUGAUGACCAGAGGAGAGAAAAAACUCCAGAUUUAUUAAACUUGCCAGUCAUCAUUGACUCUGUUAAGAAGAAGCAUUCAGACACAAGACGGCAACUAGAGAAAUUAGAGAAUUACUACUAUAAUAAAAACAAAACCCAGACGGUGAUCGACGCUGUUCCCAAAGACGCAAAAGAUCUCGAAGGACCAAGCGGCCAUUCCAAUCAAGAGUUUGAUGAUGAGGAAGUAGAAUACAUUGAGCCAAUCCGAAGUACGUUUACUAGUCAAAGCACGUUGAUUUUGGAUAAAAGUACGCCGAAACCUGACUCGAUUUUAACUAUAAAUACGAUAGAGACUGAUAUAAAAUUACCGAGUACGUCUGUGUCGCCGAAUGAGGCAAGAGACGAUGAUAGCAUAGGAGCCUUUGAGAUUGAAGUGAAAGAAACCGAUCUUAAGAGUAGAGUAAAGGACUUGGUAGUCAAAGUGAUGGAUAAGUCAGUGGACUCAAUAGGCAGCUGCUCCCUGGAUGUGGACGCUAGCACGGAUUUCUCAGAUACAACGUCCGGUAGCUUGAAUCUGCUCACGCCGUCCUCCACCACCAGUCGAAUCCGGGAUUUCACGUCCCGCAUCCAGGAGCGAGCCACUUCCAACUUGCAGACCAACUACCUGGCCACACCGACGCCAGUCGUUACCCCCGUUCGGACGCCAGAGGAAACCACCCCCACGCCCAAGAAACAAUCGGAGAAUCUCCUCAAACCACCGCCGAAGAUCCACGUGGAUUCCUCAAGCCAUCGGUCGCGAGGACACCACAAAAAGCGAGACGACGUCCCUCACAAAAAGCCCAGCUACCUCAACUUGGCCUGCUCCGUCAAUGGUUACACUAACCUAACCACAUACGAUUCCAAGCUACGUCAAGAUAUCAACAAAAGUCGCGAAGCAUCCCCUAUAAGGCCUAUCACUCACACAUACCAGUACAGAAGCGAGAACAAUUCCUUAUUGGUACCAGUGCCGGUCAGUGCCAACAAACUGCUGGUUCCGACCUUCGGACCUCAUGAUACAAGAACUGAUUUGACAUCGAAAGCGCCUUCCAAGGCGCAUACGGAUCCUUACUUGGCCACGUCGCCGCUCCAUGUCUACAUGGCUGCUGAGAACAAACAACUGAAGAACGACUUCCUCGGACCCAGCAUGACGACCACCAGCCGACCUUACAUCUCCACGGAGAGUAAGAAUUUCGCGGCGUCCAUGCUGCAUCAGAAAGAUGAAGUAGAUAACGCUAAGGAAGUCACAUUCAAAUCUAGUUAUUCGGAGACGAAUUUCAGGAAAACCGUCACGACUAAUGGCAAGGAGUCCAGGUUCACGUCGGAGUCGUAUACCAUAUCGUCCAACGGAGUGUCGAAAAGAGUAGAGAUUACAAAAGAAAAUGGAGAGAAACUCACAAGUCCCAUGAAGAGUUUUAUACAGCAGCGCGUGGAGAGGCUGUACGGCCCUGGAGCGUUAGCCCAGGGCUUCUUCAACCAAAAAAGACACAAGCUGAAGAGUCAGAGCGAAGACGACGACUCCAAAGUAUUAACUGAGAAGUCGUUGAACUGCCCCGACACAUUCUCGGCGUCAAAGAAACUGAAUAAGAGUUUCGACGACGCGUUCACUAGUCCAAACGGGGAGAUGGAUGCGAACGUCUCCUUACCGGUGUUGAGGCACUUGAGGCCGGAGUUCCGGGCGCAACUGCCGAUUCUGUCUCCGAAGAAGAGCCUGAAGGCGGAUAUCUCUCCGCAGAAGGUGGAACAAGACAUUCCUAAAGUGGAGGUGCAAACGAAUGACGUGACAAGUGAAGUGGUGACCAAUGGUGUAUCUGUGAUAAAACUGGACGAGCCUAAAGAGCAAGUGAGUGUUAAUGGUGACAAAACUAACGGAGAAGUGGUGAAGGACGGUCACUACUUCUUGGACCUAGAGAAGAAGGAGACGGAGAGGCUGCUCGCGCUGGCCGCAAGCGCCGAGAAAGAGCUGGAAAAUUUGCAGAACCAGGACGUUAGCGAGGAAGUGCUGGGACUGCUGCGCUCUGCGUCGGGCAAGGCUCGUCUGCUGGCCACGCAGAAGAUGCAGCAGUUCGAAGGCCUGUGCUACAACAACAUAAAUGAGCGUCAGGACGAGCCGUUCCCGACGACUUUGCAGGACCUGCAGGGCUUCUGGGACAUGGUGCUGCUGCAGGUGCGGAACGUGGACGCUCUCUACCAACACAUCGACAUGCUGCGCGACAACAAAUGGCAGGAGCUAAGCAGUCCAGUGCAGAAGGGUUCGUCGUGGACGCCAGCUCCGUCUCCCUCGCCCGCCCGCGCCCGCCCCCGCGCCACCCCGCUCAAGAACGAGAAGGCACGCCUCGCCGCUGAGAAACGCGAGGCUGACAGGAAGGCCAUGCUGGAGCACAGGAGGCGCGUAGCCCGCGAGCGACAGCUGGCGGCGCGAGCCUCCGCGCCCGGCACCAGCGAGCAGGACCAUGACAUGAGCAUCGAGGGGAGCCAGGAAGUGGAAAUAUUCGUGGGCAAAGGCGCGAAGCCGUCGACCGUGGCGCCCACUGGCGACUCGCAGAGCUGAUCGCAGCCGCGCCACCACACGCACUAACUUUAUGUUCACACACCAAGAGCUGAGGGAAAUUUGUCGUACGAAUGCACCAUUGUAGCGCCAUGUGGGACGCAAUUUGUUGUGUGGAUGAAUGUACUGCUGUUAAGACAAAAAUAUGUUAUAAAAUCCGGCUCGAAGGACCAAAGUUCAUCCUUUGAUAUAGGUGAUAUGGUUCGUUUGUAAAGGGAAAUAAAAAGCGUCCCACAAGGUCUUACACUUGUACAAUCGUUGAACUGAAUAGAUAAAUACGCCCCAAAGCCUGUAGCAAAGUUGACGCGAGUAACGUUUUAUUUAUCACAACAUUUAUCUCACGCAAUAUAUUUAAUCCAAUUAUUUAUUACAAUUUUACUAUUAUAAUUAAUUGAUCUGAUGUAAUCAAAAUAUUUACAUUAUUUAUUUUCACACAUUAAUCACAUUAGAUAAUGUUACUCAGGCAAUUUCGCUACAGCCGUCGAAAUGACGUCGCCGAGUCUGUACCACAAGUGACGCGAGUAACACAUUGGUAUUGUCUGUUGUUUUGGAUUUGUGUCGCGUGCUUUCGGUACAGGCUGGGCUGAUGAUGUCCAGUGAUAUUUUUUUACAGUGUCAGUUUUAGAGUCAGAUGGAUGUAUGCGUGCGGAGAGGGAUGGAAUUACGUUAAAUUUAAUGAAUUAUGAUACUCAACUCGCGCUAAUGGAAUAUUGAAAUCGUAUUUUUUAAUUUUUUGUCAAUUUUAAUCAUUUAUCCGAAUAAAUUAUUGUUUAAAUUGUCUUUUCUUUUUAAUUUCGACCGUGCCGUCGGUUUUAGUGAUUGCGAAUGGAUUUUUCCAUAUUGUAGUUUAAAUAUUAUACAUAGAAUUUAUAAAGUACAGUUGGCAAAAAUAAAUAAAAAUGAAUAAAGUCUUUGACGUUGAAAUAUAAACUUGUAU
This is a messenger RNA of Manduca sexta (tobacco hornworm), 4774 nucleotides long. RefSeq lists its product as uncharacterized. The record is from RefSeq and is a predicted model, not a curated record. The transcript is spliced from 8 exons. NCBI's taxonomy places the organism in Eukaryota, Metazoa, Arthropoda, Insecta, Lepidoptera, Sphingidae. Gene Ontology annotation, biological process: signaling. Gene Ontology annotation, molecular function: molecular adaptor activity. Bases 355 to 3840 code for a protein of 1161 amino acids. Gene Ontology annotation, cellular component: postsynaptic specialization; glutamatergic synapse.